AUGGAAUCAAUCUCUUCGCGUUUGACUUCGUUCGAUGAACGCAUCACGUCCUUGGAAACGCGCUUCAGUGACAAUAUCGACACAAAUCAAAACAAUGAGUUAGUGAUCGAAGUGGAAAAACUGAAGUGUCAAAUAAAUGAGCGCGAUCAGGAGUUACUCAUCAAUGACCUUGAGAUCACAGGGAUUCCUGAGACAACAAAUGAGAAUAAACUACACCUGAUAACACUUAUAGGUCAAAAGGUCGGAGUGGCUGUAUCGGAGCAUGACGUGAUGAGUGUAACCCGGGUCGGUGUUCGUCGUGCGGUCCCAGCUCAGACAAUACAAAGUGGAGCGAACUCCCCAGACGAGUCCAGCAGCCUGUGCGAGGCGACCCCCCACGUGAGGGGCGCGCAGGUACCAGGAGCGGCAGCCCCCCCCCCUGAAAGCGGCAGUACUUCGAGCGUUACUAUGACGUCGCGGCCUCUGGUCGUGCGGUUCGUGCGGCGUGAUCAGCGGGACCAGCUGCUCCGAGCAGCUCGCGUCCGACGUGUCAUCGAUACGACGGGCCUCGGCUUCACCGGUAAACCGAGUCGAGUCUACAUUAACGAGCGUCUCACAGCUGCAAACCGGCAACUGUUUUAUAAAACUCGAAUGGAAGCCCGGCGCCUGCAGUGGCGAGCCCCCUGGACGACUCGUGGUAACAUCUUUGUUCGACGCGAUGCUGAACAUUCCGCGAUAAAAAUCAGGUCUGAAGCCGACAUAGGUAGGGUUUUUAGGAACGAAUAA
This is a messenger RNA of Cydia splendana, 765 nucleotides long. RefSeq lists its product as uncharacterized. Bases 1 to 765 code for a protein of 254 amino acids. The transcript has a single exon. NCBI's taxonomy places the organism in Eukaryota, Metazoa, Arthropoda, Insecta, Lepidoptera, Tortricidae. The record is from RefSeq and is a predicted model, not a curated record.